AUGCCCAAGGAGGGAGUCAACCAUCACACUGCGACUGUAUCAGCUGGACCAUCAUCGGCGGACGACUACAACAUCAUCAACGAGCUCCUCGAGGCCGUUGAGCGAAAUCCAAAUUCUGGGGAGGCGCGUUGCGUGCUGGCCGAGCAAUACGAUGCGUGGGGCUGGAAAGAUGCUGCCGGAGAUUUCAUGGAAGAGAUUCUCGGGUUACAACCAGAAGACUCAACCGCGAGAGAGUGGCUUGCGGCCAAUGGCCGACUCCAAGAAUGCGCGUCGACAGCGUCAACAGCGUCAACAGCGGUACAGGCAACCGAGAGUAACGAUGACAUCGCUCGGAAAUUUUUGUCUCCUGGAGGACUUCGAGAACUGGGGAAUGGCUACAAAUUGCUCCUAUCCGAUGCGCAGGGCCUUCUCUCCGAGUUGCAGGCAUUUCAAGAUAUGUGCGGGCCAGAGACAGAUAUCGCAGGCCAGAUCGCUGAUGUUCGAGCCAUAGCUGAAGGGCGCUUGACAUCCGCGGUAAAAGCCAGAGCGCCCCCUGCAGUACGUACUGUUGCUCAAGGCAUUAAGCAAAGUCCAGCACCGCAACGAGUAGACAACGUCUGCAACGACCUGGAAGCAAAUGUUCGAUGGAUCCGCAACCAAGCAUCAGGAAAGCAAUCUGACCAGAUUCGAGAAACAGUCCGCAAAAGAGCUGAAGCCAUCAAGGCAGCUCUAGCACCAGAGUUACAUCACUUCGUCGACGAUGCUUGGAUGCAUGUCGAACACGAGAUCCUCGGCAGAAAGUACCAGAAUGGUGGCCAGACGAUGCUUGGGGACCUGGUAAUUGCCAUUCCGCGAACGGACUUCUAUUGCAGUGGCGAUGGAUAUGCAUGGGACAUGGCAGAGUUGGCCUCAGCCAUCAAGGCAAAUGGAGGUGUCAUGCGAAACCCGUUGUCCAAGCAAUUAUUCUCAGCAGACGAUGUGCGAUCCAUUAUCAGGCAUCCACUUGGUAAAGGCCUAGCCGCGCUCCAGCUCAAGCAGAAAGAACUCACCAGUGGUGUCCGAAAGAGCACGAUCAGCAAGCUGAAUGAGAUGGCGGCAGUGCUUCUGGGCGACCAGACACUUGAUGCCGCAGCCAGCCGUGAGGCGGUCGAGGGCUUCCUGACGUACACUGCCACAUUGCCACAGGCUGAGCAGAACGCCCUGAAGGAUCUUCGUGUACCCGCCAAGGACAGUCACACCGAACAGCCAUUCGAUGUGACGAUAGGCGAUGCUGUGGAGGACGCAAAAGCGAACCGGCAGUGUUUCCACAAGACGGGAGACCUGCUUUCACAGGCUGCCAGGUUCCUUGCGAGUCAGAAGAUGGGCACGCAGAUGCCUGGCGCGUGGAGCUGA
This is a messenger RNA of Fulvia fulva, 1371 nucleotides long. RefSeq lists its product as uncharacterized. The transcript has a single exon. The record is from RefSeq and is a predicted model, not a curated record. The coding region runs from base 1 to 1371 and encodes 456 amino acids. NCBI's taxonomy places the organism in Eukaryota, Fungi, Ascomycota, Dothideomycetes, Mycosphaerellales, Mycosphaerellaceae.